Molecule: messenger RNA, 1814 nt
Organism: Labeo rohita (rohu)
Lineage: Eukaryota; Metazoa; Chordata; Actinopteri; Cypriniformes; Cyprinidae
Gene: opn6a
Product: opsin 6, group member a
Exons: 7
Coding region: 415-1686 (423 amino acids)
Biological process (GO): G protein-coupled receptor signaling pathway
Cellular component (GO): membrane
Molecular function (GO): G protein-coupled receptor activity
Source: RefSeq, a predicted model, not a curated record
AUCAGGCGUCCCGCUGAGACGAUGUUUAAAGUGUUUCUGUUCCAGCUCUGAGCUGCAUUUGGAUCACGAACCGUCCCAGACUGAACCCGACCGGACACAGACGAUUAUCUGAGGAUUGAGGAGGAAGAAAGAAAACGGUGUGAAGGAGAAAACAUUCAUUUUCUCACCUUCAACUCAAACUGAUCCUCAGUUUGGUGCGAAGGACACCGUUCUCAUUCACAAAACACUCCUGGAGCCCACAGGUGGAUUAGCUCGUCACGUCACGUCUCCGCGCUCGGUAUUUUUAACCGGCUUUACGGAGAGUCGCUCAGCGGGAGAAGCGACGCGUCUUAAGAACAGAGCGGGCGUUAAACGGAGCCGCAGCUGGAGAUUCUUCCAUUCAUGACUCUUUAGACGCUCGGGAAGCCAUACGGUAUGUCUGUGCAAAACCCGCUUCAGGUGGUGAACAUCCCCUGGAGGAACAACAACUUCAGCCUGAUGAGCCGCGACCCGCCGCUGUCCGACCAGGGAGAGACGAUCAUCGGCGUCUACCUGCUCAUUCUGGGUUGGUUGUCGUGGUUUGGCAACAGUAUCGUGAUCUUCGUCCUGUUCAAGCAGAGAUCGUCUCUCCAGCCCACCGACUAUCUGACGCUCAACCUCGCCAUUUCUGACGCCAGCAUCUCCGUGUUCGGAUAUUCCCGAGGAAUCCUUGAGAUCUUCAACAUCUUCAGGGAUAAUGGAUACCUCAUCACCUCCGUGUGGACGUGCCAGGUUGACGGCUUCUUCACGCUGGUGUUUGGUUUGGGCAGCAUCAACACACUGACCGUCAUCAGCAUCAGCAGAUACAUCAAGGGCUGUCAUCCAAAUAAAGCUCACUGCAUAACCAACACCGCCGUGCUGAUGUGUGUCAUCUUCAUCUGGACGGGAGCCCUGUUCUGGUCCGGAGCGCCCAUCCUCGGCUGGGGAAGCUACACGGAUCGUGGAUACGGCACCUGUGAGAUCGACUGGGUCAAAGCCAAUUACUCCACCAUCCACAAGUCCUACAUCAUCUCCAUCCUCAUCUUCUGCUUCUUCGUCCCCGUGCUGAUCAUGCUGUUCUCGUACAUCUCCAUCAUAAACACGGUGAAGAGAGGAAACGCCAUGUCAGCGGAGGGAGAUCUGACCGACAGACAGCGCAAGCUCGAGAGAGACGUCACCAUCGUGUCUAUAGUGAUUUGCACAGCGUUCAUCUUGGCCUGGUCUCCGUACGCGGUGGUGUCCAUGUGGUCUGCGUGGGGUUUCCACGUGCCGAGUCUCACCAGCAUCUUCACGCGGCUCUUCGCCAAAUCUGCCAGCUUCUACAACCCGCUUAUCUACUUCGGCCUGAGCUCCAAGUUCCGCAAAGACGUGAGCGUGCUGCUGCCCUGCGGUGUUGACGGGAAAGACACAGUCAAGCUCAAGCGCUUCAAGAAGAUCAAAGGAAAAGCGGACGGCGCGUCUCCCGGAGCCCCACGCCAGAGAUUCAGAACCGACGCUGACGACAACCGCGACUUACACAAGAACGAAAAAAAAUAUCAUCUGGGACGUGAGCCGGCAAACCCCGCCCCCAGCCCUGACUCGGGGGUGGGCAGUCACCCAGAGACUCCGCCCCCUGCAGGUAAACAGGUGUUCUUCAUCGAUGUGCCCGAGCCGUCAGACACGUCCGAAUCCGAAUGCAUCAGACUGUAGAUCAUCAGCAAUUAUGAGUUUGAUUUUUAUAUUUCAGCUACUUUAUGAAAUGUCAUAACCAUAAACAGCAUUAAAAGCUAUUUUUGUAAAUGAUGGAUGUAAAAUGUGAACUGUUGUUUUUUUUAAUA